Molecule: messenger RNA, 768 nt
Organism: Pestalotiopsis fici W106-1
Lineage: Eukaryota; Fungi; Ascomycota; Sordariomycetes; Amphisphaeriales; Sporocadaceae
Exons: 1
Coding region: 1-768 (255 amino acids)
Source: RefSeq, a predicted model, not a curated record
AUGGCUCUUGUGAAUGAUAAGCAUUCUCUGGAUGAAUCAAUAUCCAAAGACGUUGAAAACAAAUUCGAGAGCAUACUCUGGUCAAUGAUUCGGCUGGCUGAUGAGCGCCGGCGACAAGAUGAUACAGGCCACCCACAGUCCGCCACAUCUCUACCAACAAGAAUCACCUUUCCAUAUGCAAGGCAUUCGGCGUAUCCUGAACUGCGGCAUCUUAUUGAGACGUUUCGGCCAAAGGAUGUAUGGCCCAACACUGUGGACUUGUCCAAAUGGGCAGAGAGAGACACAUCUAUGCGCAGACUCUUCGGGACGUCUUGUUCAGGUACAGAAUUUCGGCAUGAUCUCUUGGUUCAUGAUGCAAUCCAAGAGCUGCGUCAAGAGCUGAGCCAAGAGCAUGGCUUUUCCCAAGGCAAUUCGGAUACUCAGACCACAUCCACACAGGGAUUUUCAAGUCCAUUCAAAUCCAAUGAACCACAUGGAGAAAGUCAAUAUACAAGAGACUUGGGAGCGCGCCAGUCUGCAGACGUUGACGCGAUGCCUGAUGCCGACGAAGAGAUUCCAUUGACGCGAAAGCGCUCACUUGACGCCCUGUACUCGGACGGGGAUACAACGCAAAACGACUCUCAAUCUCAAGUACAAGGCAAUGAGCCUCGCCGUCGGGCAUUCCAAUCCAUGAUUCAGAAUUUAAACAACGACACAUGGCAACCUAUUCAUUUGAUAUCAACCACGGAUCACCACAGCGAGUUGGAGGCAGAAUUGGGUCAACCAUGA